AUGGAGUACCGGCAGCUGGUCGUUGGACAGAAGCCAGGAGCAACUCUUCCUUCCCCACCCCCGCUCGUUCCCCAAGACGCGGACCUAUACAUCCACCCGCAUCUGACCCAGGACUAUGACCAAGGGAAAGGCCGGUCAUUGCGUGUUUUGGAACCCAUGUCGGCUGGUACAGUUCUCGUGGCAGAUCCUCCGUACGCCGUGGUUCCCGCGGAAAAUUCCUCGACAUACCACAGAACUCACGACUUUGAAUAUGCCUGGAUCAAGCAACACGGAAAAACGAUCCGCAAAAAAGAGGGCGAAUAUGCUCUUUCCAUGCUCUGGAUUAUUGUUCGAAUGCAUGCGGGACGCCAUCUGGAGAUACAGGGCGAGUCCGGACAAAUACCCGUCGGAUGGAAGGCAAUGGAAGACCUCCGCGACAACAGAGAUCUCUGGCCUCAGGAGCAACUUGAUACCUGGCGAAGACAGAUCGAAACUUAUUUCAUCGACCAUUGGGGACUACCUGACACGGAAGAGGUCUUGAUGCUGAUCUGCAAGGAGGAGGCAAAUACAUUUGGACUCUACCCAGGUGCUACAGGGAUAAUCCAAUCCACGGACAAGCCGCAUAAACGCGGUCCCCAGUAUGCACUGGGCUGUUACCCUCGAGCGUCCAUGGUCAAUCAUUCCUGUUUUCCGAAUAUCACUUGGGCAGCGGAUGAGCGUGGGCGGUUAGUCUUUACCACAUCGCGAGAUAUUGCUGCCGGAGAAGAAUGCUGCAUUGCGUAUUUUGACCUACAGAGGCAGACAAAGGACCUAUUUACUUUUGCCUGUACGUGCGAACGGUGUCUGAGGGAGGGCUGGAAUGCAUAA
Messenger RNA from Aspergillus ruber CBS 135680, 846 nucleotides. Its product is annotated as SET domain-containing protein. The coding region runs from base 1 to 846 and encodes 281 amino acids. Gene Ontology annotation, molecular function: protein binding. Lineage: Eukaryota; Fungi; Ascomycota; Eurotiomycetes; Eurotiales; Aspergillaceae. The transcript has 5 exons. The record is from RefSeq and is a predicted model, not a curated record.